Messenger RNA from Peromyscus eremicus (cactus mouse), 2815 nucleotides. It is a transcript of the gene Cilk1, whose product is annotated as ciliogenesis associated kinase 1. Gene Ontology annotation, cellular component: nucleus; cytoplasm; cilium. The record is from RefSeq and is a predicted model, not a curated record. The coding region runs from base 7 to 1902 and encodes 631 amino acids. The transcript has 13 exons. Gene Ontology annotation, molecular function: protein serine/threonine kinase activity; ATP binding. Lineage: Eukaryota; Metazoa; Chordata; Mammalia; Rodentia; Cricetidae. Gene Ontology annotation, biological process: intraciliary transport; intracellular signal transduction; cilium assembly.
CACACCAUGAAUAGAUACACAACUAUCAAGCAGCUUGGGGAUGGGACCUACGGUUCUGUCCUGCUGGGAAGAAGCAUUGAGUCUGGAGAACUGAUCGCCAUUAAAAAAAUGAAAAGAAAGUUUUACUCCUGGGAAGAAUGCAUGAACCUUCGGGAGGUUAAGUCUUUGAAGAAGCUCAAUCAUGCCAAUAUAGUAAAGUUGAAAGAAGUCAUCAGGGAAAACGAUCAUCUCUAUUUUAUCUUUGAGUACAUGAAGGAAAACCUUUACCAGCUCAUUAAAGAAAGAAAUAAGUUGUUUCCAGAGUCUGCUAUAAGGAAUAUAAUGUAUCAGAUAUUGCAAGGACUGGCAUUCAUUCAUAAACACGGCUUCUUCCACCGCGACUUAAAGCCCGAGAACCUCCUCUGCAUGGGACCAGAGCUUGUGAAAAUUGCAGACUUUGGAUUGGCCCGAGAAAUCCGAUCAAGACCUCCGUACACAGACUAUGUGUCUACUAGAUGGUACAGGGCUCCAGAAGUACUCCUGAGGUCUACCAACUACAGCUCCCCCAUUGAUGUCUGGGCAGUUGGCUGCAUCAUGGCAGAGGUGUACACCCUCCGGCCUCUUUUCCCUGGGGCCAGCGAAAUUGACACGAUUUUCAAAAUUUGCCAAGUGUUGGGAACACCGAAGAAGACUGACUGGCCUGAAGGCUACCAGCUGUCAAGUGCCAUGAAUUUCCUCUGGCCCCAAUGUAUACCCAAUAACUUAAAGACGCUAAUUCCAAAUGCUAGCAGUGAAGCCAUUCAGCUCCUGAGAGACAUGCUCCAGUGGGAUCCCAAGAAACGACCGACUGCUAGUCAGGCCCUUCGAUAUCCUUACUUCCAGAUUGGACACCCACUGGGCAGCAUCACACAGGAUUCAGGAAAACCUCAGAAAGAUGUCCAAGACAAGACAGCCCCACCUCCUUACAUCAAGCCGGCCCCUCCUGCCCAGCCCCCAACCAAGGCGCAUACACUGAUUUCUUCUCGACCAAACCAAGCCAGUCAGCCCCCUCAGCAUUUCGUGUACCCCUACAAAGGUGAAGCCUCCAGGGCAGAUCAGCUCAGCCAUCUUCAGGAGGGCAAGCCAAGCCCAACGCUCUUCCCUUCCCUCCACAAUAAGAACCUGCAGCCAACACAGAAAAUCCUCGCUGGCCUGGAACACAAAAAUGGUGAAAUCAAGCCAAAGAGCCGGAGAAGAUGGGGUCUUAUCUCCAGGUCAGCGAAGGGUUCUGAUGAUUGGGCCGACUUGGACGACUUAGAUUUCAGUCCCACUCUCUCCAGGAUCGAUGUGAAAAACAAGAAGAGGCAGAGUGACGACCCCCUCUGCAGGUUCGAAAGUGUUUUGGACCUGAAGCCAUCGGAGCCAGUGGGUACAGGAACUAGCGUCUCGACCCAGGCUUCCUCCCAGAGGAGAGACACGCCGACCCAGCGGUCUGCAGCCAAGCAGAUCUACUUGAAGCACUCUCGAUACUUGCCUGGAAUAAAUAUAAGAAAUGGCGUGCUCCCAAAUCCAGGCAAGGACUUCCCUCCAUCAAAUCCAUGGUCCAGUUCUGGUUUGUCUGGAAAAUCUUCAGGAACAGUAUCAGUAGUGAGCAAAAUAACUUCAGUUGGCUCAGGCUCUACGAGUUCCAGCGGACUGACUGGAGGUUACAUCCCUUCCUUCCUGAAGAAAGAAAUCGGUUCUGUUAUGCAGAGGGUACACCUGGCGCCUCUCACCGACCCCUCCCCUGGCUAUUCUUCCCUGAAGGCCAUGAGACCUCACCCGGGGAGGCCUUUCUUUCACACCCAGCCUAGGAGCACUCCUGGGUUGAUUCCACGACCUCCAGCCGCCCAGCCUGUGCACGGCAGGAUAGACUGGUCUUCCAAGUACCCAGCCCGUCGGUGACUGUGUCAGCCAUGAGGCCAGCCUCCCUCCGCUGACUUCGUUGCACCUGCAGAAACCACAUGAUGGUGUAAAACACCCAAGCUUACAGCUGUUCGGAACUAACACAUUUCAAUAUUUCUUUUAAAAGUUUUUUUUUGAUAUUGAUUUGAAUGCAAUACCCUCUUUUUGUAUAAAAUUAUUUUAUUCUAAAACUGGGUCUCAUUAUUUUCUUAAACAACAGCAUUUUGUAUAUAUGGAUUAUGUUUUAGCAUUUUAUACAGUCAACUUUGUAAUGAACUUUUUAAAGAUUAAGUAAUUUUUGUUUGUUGUUCCACAUAAUAUUUUAUACAGAUUUUGAAAUAUAUAGUAAUAUUGAUGCAGUAUUGUGACAGGGUACAGUUUAAUGCUGUGCCGUAAGGGAUUAUGUACUCAAUAUAUUCGGAUAUCGUGAAGAGGCUGCAUUUAAAUGUGGCUCAUUUGGUACUUUAGGCUUUCUUGGACUGAUCUGAGGAAAGCGUCCCAUCCACUGCUUUUCUUAACAGCUUUUAUCGGUUGUUCUGGGGGCAGAAGUUGUUUUGUUGUUGUUGUUGUUGUUGUUUUGAAACAGGGUCUUAUGUAGCCCAGGCUGGCCUACCACUCACCAAGUAGCUGAGGAUAGCAUUGAACUUCUGAUCUUCCUGCCUCUGGCUUCCUGAGUGCUGCCAUGCUUGGUUUUAACCCAGGGCUAUUAUUACAUGCCUAACAGCCCUCAUCUACCAUCCUUUACUGUUCUGUUAGAAACCGUCACUUUAUCUGAACUUGUUUCACUUUAUUUUUGCCCCCAGAACAAAGAAUUUUUUGAAAUUUUAUAACGCUCAUAAAUACAGUUGCAAACAAUAUCCAGAUAAAAAACAAGCAUAAUCAUACUAAACUAUCACAUUUCUACCUUUUCUUU